AUGGCGUUUGCUACGUUUAGAAUGGUUUGCUUUCACUGUAGAGAGCCUGGUCAUCAAAUUGCUAAAUGUCCUGCAUUGUUAAAUGAUACAGAACAAGGCACUGGUAUUUGUUUUAAAUGUGGAUCUACAGAACAUAAAGUAAAUGAAUGUUCUACUAAGAUAACAGAUUUUCCUUUUGCAAAAUGCUUUAUUUGCAAAAAACAAGGACAUUUAUCAAGAAACUGUCCAGACAAUCCAAAAGGUUUAUAUCCAAAUGGUGGAUGCUGCAAACAAUGUGGUAAACUAGAUCAUUUGAAAAAAGAUUGUCCAGAGUUGAAAGAAAUGGAAGGUGUAUCUGAGAUGUUGCUACCAACAAUGAAGACAUCUGUAAGCGCAGAUGCUGAAAUUGAUGAAUAUUUUCAAGAGAAAAAGCACCGGCACAAAGUGAUAAAAUUUUAAGAAUUUAAAUGUACAGAUUUGUUUUGUUGUGUAAUAAAGAGAAAACAUCUAAUGUGAAA
Messenger RNA from Centruroides sculpturatus (bark scorpion), 497 nucleotides. Its product is annotated as zinc finger CCHC domain-containing protein 9-like. The record is from RefSeq and is a predicted model, not a curated record. Lineage: Eukaryota; Metazoa; Arthropoda; Arachnida; Scorpiones; Buthidae. Bases 1 to 438 code for a protein of 145 amino acids. Gene Ontology annotation, molecular function: zinc ion binding; nucleic acid binding. The transcript is spliced from 5 exons.